AUGGCUCCACUAUCUCGAUACCCAUCGGUCUCUGAGCUUGUUUCUCACCUUAACGAAGUCGGGAGACAAAAAGAAGCCCAAUUGCAGAAGAUGGCACGAACUCAACGUGAUGAGCAGCGUGAAGAGCAGCGGGACUCACGCCUUGUGCCUGGUCCUAGCAGCCGUCCCAGCAACCCAAAUCCUCCACUGAUUCACCCAUCAUUUACCCAGACAACGCAGGCUUUCAUUCCUGAGGUGAAAAUCCAAGCCUGCUUCGACGCGAUGGGGGUGAGUCGCUCUCGCGAGGAGUCACUUCGUCUGUCGGGUGUCAACUGGAUCCACAGUGUGCGCAAGGCACUCCACCUUCCGGUCCGAACUUUCAACACUGCGGUGAUGUACUAUCACCAAUUCCGACUGAUGCACCCAGACAAUGACUUCAACUACGUCGAUGCUGCCGCGGCUGCUUUGUUUAUUGCAUGCAAGAUUGAGGACACGCUGAAGAAGUCCCGAGAGAUUGUGUGCGCGGCCUACAACUUGAAGGCGUCUCCUGCAGAGCUUCUGACUCCUGAUAAUCCGGUGUUUGAGGCCCAAUCCCGUGGUGUCAUCGGCCUGGAGCGGCUCAUGCUGGAGGCAUCUGGCUUUGACUUCGUUACCCGCCACCCCCAAGAGCUCCUGGCCAAGCUGAUCAAGUUCACCUACAACAUUCCCCCGCAAUCACAAGUCUCCCACCUGGCCUACCUAAUCUCCAUGGAUCUGUACAGGACCUUUGCACCACUCAAGCAGACCACCAUGACCCUGGCAUUUAGUUGCCUCGAGCUUGCGCAACGGCUUUUGGAUCAGCACGAACCCCUGGAGUCUGGCGCGGAUUAUGAAACUUUCCGUACUAGCCGUGCGGAGGUGAUGGAAACCCUCCUUGACCUCCUUGAGCUGUACACCCACAGCCGUGCCUUGACCUCCGUUGGCCCUGACUUCCCUGCGGACCAGUUCCUGAAGGUCCGCAUCCCACUCAACCAGGAGGCCAGGGACAAGCAGCUCCCACGGUACAACGGCCCCGAGACUCCUGCUCCUGCCGAAGAAUCCGGCACCCGUCAGCGCCCUCUCCACCCGCUGACGCCGCUUGCCGCCAAUGGAGACCGCCGCGGGGAGAGUAGCCGUGGUCGUGAUGCGCCGUUGCGGUUCAUCCUCGACCCGGCCUGGGCGGAGCAGGAGGGACGCCAGGUAUCGGAGUUUUUCAAGGUGGAGACUGAGGAGUACGAGAUUGAGGAGUGA
Molecule: messenger RNA, 1248 nt
Organism: Penicillium subrubescens
Lineage: Eukaryota; Fungi; Ascomycota; Eurotiomycetes; Eurotiales; Aspergillaceae
Product: putative cyclin
Exons: 5
Coding region: 1-1248 (415 amino acids)
Biological process (GO): positive regulation of DNA-templated transcription, elongation; regulation of transcription by RNA polymerase II
Cellular component (GO): nucleus; cyclin/CDK positive transcription elongation factor complex
Molecular function (GO): cyclin-dependent protein serine/threonine kinase activator activity
Source: RefSeq, a predicted model, not a curated record